Messenger RNA from Spinacia oleracea (spinach), 924 nucleotides. RefSeq lists its product as uncharacterized. NCBI's taxonomy places the organism in Eukaryota, Viridiplantae, Streptophyta, Magnoliopsida, Caryophyllales, Amaranthaceae. The record is from RefSeq and is a predicted model, not a curated record. The transcript is spliced from 4 exons. The coding region runs from base 6 to 665 and encodes 219 amino acids.
AUGAAAUGGGAAAAAAUGCUCGAGCUUUACAAGGCAAUAAGCACAACAGUGGUGCUACAAGCUUUGCUAAUCGAAGAGUUGAUAUGAAAGAGAAGAAAGGAGUGUUUAGCGAAUUGGCAUUUUUCAAAUCAGUUUACGCCAAAGAAGAUGGAAGCUUUAAAGAGGGCACACUUCCUCAUCAAUUUGUGGAGGAUGCCAACAAAAAGGUCCAAGAAAAUCUUGCGAGUUCCUCUUCUUCAAAGCCCGUAAUUGAAAUUGAGAAUGCAGUCUUUAAUGAGCUCAUGUAUAAAGGUGAAGUACCUAAACGUCCUCUGAAUUAUGGAUUUGGAGUGAAGCAAAGCGACAUCUUUGGAGUGGAAGGUUUGCUGAGGAAAGAAGGGUCAAGCUAUGUUAACAACAAUGCUAUGGAAGUGGAGAACAUGAAAGGUGAAAUAUCAGUUGUCAAGAAGCAAAAUGUGGACCUUGCGCAACAAAAUCAAGUUCUAAACACCAAGUUUGAAGAAACAACACAAUCAUUUAAAAUGAUUGCUUCUUUUUUGGGACAAGUUUUGAAGGAAGUACGCAAAGGGAAUGUUUCAUCGAACCUUUUAGAUGGUGCGGAAUCAGCAAUAAAUAUGAUUACUGAUGAUUCUGGUGGCAAUGGUGACAACCAGGCCGAGAAAUGAGACUUUAACACUAUUGCCAAAUGCAAGUUAAUUUCAUAUGGAAUUAAUUAACUGCAUUUCAUGCUUUAUAGAUAAACUUAUAGCUGAAACAAGCUUUAUAGUUGUCGAUUAUUUAUGGAUGAUGGUGAGAUUAGAAGGUAGAUGUUUAGAUUUAGUAUUAUCAUAAUAAGGUAUUAUGUUGAUAUUAGCUGAAACACGAGUUUGGUGUUAGGUCUGGGUUGUUAACAAACUAUGGUUUCUGUUAGUUAAUUUAUGAUGC